Messenger RNA from Patella vulgata (common limpet), 6537 nucleotides. Its product is annotated as putative transporter SVOPL. Gene Ontology annotation, cellular component: membrane. Gene Ontology annotation, molecular function: transmembrane transporter activity. The coding region runs from base 399 to 2009 and encodes 536 amino acids. Gene Ontology annotation, biological process: transmembrane transport. The transcript is spliced from 15 exons. Lineage: Eukaryota; Metazoa; Mollusca; Gastropoda; Patellidae. The record is from RefSeq and is a predicted model, not a curated record.
UAUGUUUCCAUUUCAAAGUUGUUCUAUUGUAAUUAAGUUUAUAAUAAAGUUACAACAUUUUGUCGAAAACAGAAAAAUGCACCAUGUUGUUCAGAAAUGAAGAAUUUAUGAAACAUAUUCACUCGAUCCUGACCUGUUUUUUUGUUGUUUCCUCCAGGUUUCAGAAAACGGCCUGACGGAUGGAGAUCGAAUAUAUAGGCCUAAUGAUAUGAAUGAAUGGAAUGAUAGUUGAUACAAUCGUCAGUCGGAUUGAAAUAAUAAUAAAGGCGUUAAUGUAUGACGAACCAGUCAUGUAAAUUAAACAGCUGUGCAGUUCAUGUUAUAAUCAGAAAUUACUAGUUUCAUCGAUUUCCACAUAUCAGUAAAUUUAUUAAAAAAAGUUUGGUAACUAAUUGAAGAUGAGUCAUAAGAUAGCCAGCACUCUAUUUGAAAGAAACAACUUUGCUUACACACAAAUACCAUUGAGAAAUGGUACCACAGCUGAUCAAAAUGGGAUAUCGGAUCGUGUUGUAUAUCAUCCAGCCGUACACAGCGAUUCCAACUCAGAAGAGGAAAUUCUGUUUGAUAUGCAAUAUACAGAUGAAGUAGACAAGAAAGAAGAUGGAAAAACAUACACUGUUGAGGAAGCUGUUGAAGCCAUUGGAUUUGGACGCUUUCAAUUACGGCUUUAUAUUGUUUGUGGCAUAGUUACAGCUGCUGAUGCUCUUGAGAUGUUACUACUAGCAGUUCUCUCCCCUAUUGUGCGUUGUGAAUGGGCUUUAGCAGAUUACCAAGUUGCUUUGAUAACCACGGUUGUGUUUACAGGUAUGGGAUUAAUGGCACCAUUUUGGGGAUUUUUAGGAGAUCGCUAUGGAAGAAAAACGACUAUGAGGAUGUUUGUAGCGUGGGUUGGAUAUUUUGGUUUAUUGACCUCUGUAACCCCUAAUUAUACAUGGAUUUUAAUAUUAAGGGGUUUAGUGGGCGGUGGCAUGGCUGGAUCUCCACAAGGCUUUGCAUUACUAGCUGAAUUUUUACCAUCGAAUCAUAGAGCAAAAGUAUUAAUUACCGGUUCAAUAUUUUGGGCUGGUGGAUGUAUCUUCGAAAUUUUUUUAGCUUCUCUUAUUAUACCAACUAUAGGAUGGAGAUGGUUAUUGGUUUUUUCAGCCGUUCCUAUUUUAACAGCAGGUUUAUUAUUACUAUGUAUACCAGAAUCAGCUCGAUAUUUAAUGGCUGCUGGAAGAGUUGAAGAAGCAACAGUUGUUUUACAAAAAAUUGCCAAAGAAAACAAUAGUAGCUUACCAGAAGGAAAAUUAGUUAAAUCAAAAGAGAUACAAUUGGGCCGAUUUAAGGAUUUAUUCUCUUCACAUUACCUGAGAACAACGCUUCAGCUGUGGUUAUUAUGGUUUUGUGCAGCUUUUACUUAUUAUGGAAUGAUCUUGGCAAGUGCUGAAUUACUUAGAAAUGAAACAAAAGGUUCAUCUAAAUGUAAAUGUGCUUAUUUAAACCACGAUGAUUAUAUGACAAUGAUUAUUUCAACAGUGGGAGAAUUUUUAUGUUUACCUAUCAAUAUGCUGCUGAUUGAUCGAGUUGGUAGAAAAAUUACUGGUGCAGUUAAUCUCAUUUCCACUGGAGUAUUUUUUGCUUUGUUACAAAUUCAUACCAAAAGAUGGAUGUUGACAGCAAUCCUGUUUGGUGUUCGUGGUUUUGCAGCCGCUACAUUUAGUUGGACAUAUAUAUAUACUUCAGAGGUUUAUCCAACAUCGAUAAGAACUCUGGGCAUUGGCACUGCCUCAGCCUGGGCACGUAUAGGAGCCAUGAUAACACCCUUUGUUGCACAGGUAUUAUUAGAUUAUUCCGUAGCAGAUGCUACCUGGUUAUAUGGUUGUAUUUGUGUUAUAUGUGGUGUGUCAGCCAUGUUGUUGCCAAUAGAAACCAGAGGAAGAGCUUUACCUCAAUCUGUUUCAACCUCAUCAUUUGAAGCAAGUGAUCAUGACAAGGAGUCAGAAGAAGAAGAAAAUAAAGAAAAGUGAAGUUUGAUUUUUCUCCAAAAAAUAUCAUGCAUUAAUAAAUUAUUGGUAAAACCUAUAUUUUUUUAGAAUAUAACUACAGCAAUUGUGUUUGCUUGUGAUUGCUAUGACAAUGGGAACCAUUUUGUAAACCUAAAACAUGCUCAAAUUGAAUUGAAAUUUUUGUCAUUCUUAAUUGGUUUUAGGUGUCAAUUUUGUUAUGUAUAUAUAUUUCUUUCAUUUUAUCUGUGAUGAAGUGCAAUGUAAUUUUGUUUAUAACUGGUAAAUGCCAUCAUACAUCUACUCAGUAUGCAUACAGCAUUUUCGCUCAUAUUGAUAUUAUUAUAUAACUGAGCCCUGCAUAAUCUAAGAUAUAUAACUGGUUUUAUAUAUCAGGGUAAACGUGUUUAGAUUAUAUUGAUAUUAAAUUGUCUUAUUAACUAUUUUAGACAAUUACAUUUUAGUAAGAAAUAAAGAGUCUAUACAGUAAUUGGAAAGUCUACUUUUUUAGGUACAUUUUUUAAAGCGAGAAUUUCAUAUUUUGUAAGAAAGUCAAAACAUAAUUAUUUCUAUGUCUUUUGCUCAAUAGGUUGUUAACUCACUAUUAUAUGAUCAUAGGUAUCAUUCUCACACCUAAAAAUCAUUCACCCUGGAAAUUAUAACACAAGUACCUCCCUUGUUAUUCUAUUCCCCCCAUGGAAUAGCUAUCUUCAAACCUUUGAAUUUGAAGUUGAAAAUGAUAUUUUUGCCAAUUUCUAAACUGGCAAUAGUGAAUUAUAGGAUUAAUAGGAUUAUUCUUUAACAAGGUAGGACUGUUUAUAGAUACGAUCUAUUUUAAGGCUUUUUUUAAAAUACAUUUUAAAAAUAUAACUUAAAAAUAUGAAAUUAUCGCUUUAAAAUAUAAAAAAUGUAUUAAAAUUGUGAUAUCCACAAAUUCAUAUUGUUUUGAUGAAGUGGGGCCAAUUUGAAACUUGAUUUAACUUUAAAUAUAAUUAGAAUCUAUGGCUAAAUUUUAGGGAGAAAAGUUUUUAUUUCAUAGAGUUUGUUUGUGGAUAUAUUUUAAAAUCACUAGACCUCCUUGACUUUGGGUUCAAAAUAGAAAUUGUUGCUUUCAGUUGAUUUUAGAUAUUGAUUUGUUUUGUGGGAUGGCAAUCAUCAUUGAAAAUUUCAGGACUACAGAAAAUUCCUGCAUUGAUAUAUAAUUGUUAGUAUAGUAAACAAAACAUGAAACUAAAAUUAGUAAGCAAGCUAACUUCUGCUUAAGUUUUUGAAACAAAUUAAUUUUAUCUUGUCUCAUCACUAAUCGAAAUCAGAUCAACCCAAUUCCAUACUUUAUUAUGGCAUAAAUCAUAGAGGUUUAGAUACUUUAAUUCCUAGAUCUGGUUGUUUUUUUUUGUUGAAAUAACUAUAUAUUUUUUUUAGUCGUUAUGGUCAAUGAUGAAUCAGACCUAAAUAUUGAUAUUUCUUCUUAUUGUUAAUGAUAAGGUCACAUCAUAAUUACUGUACAUGGAUCAUACUUAUCUUUGAAUCAAGUAUCUGUGAUUUUAUAUAAUAUGUAAAAUGCUUGUUACUAUAAAUAAUUAUUUUUAUAUUGUUUAAUUCUAUUUUAUUGGGCACAGAAUAGGGCUGUGAAUUCAAACCACUAUACUUUCUGCUUAUUAUAAUCAGUCCUGCUAAGACAGAGAUACUUACUGAUUUGAAAGUCAUUGAUCAAAUACAAGGUCAUCAACUUAUUUGAAAAAUGGCUGUCAAAUGAAUGCAAUAUAUUUAUAGAUAUUUAAAAAUAAUUUGAUAAUGGGUGUUUUAAGCCGAAACAUUAUGAAGAUUAAUAAACAGCGAUUUUUAAAAAAUUUAUUACUCUCUGCUCUCUCCCCCGGAUGCAUCAUCGUUUGAUCCAGCCACUGUUACUCUUUUAAGGGAGUGUUGCUGCCCCCCCCCCUUUCCUAUAUCAUAUUUGUGAAAGCCAUUAAGAGACACCUAUAAAUUGUAAGUUCAUUAUAUCUUAUCACCCAAUAGUGUAUUGUACAGAAUAUAUCUCCUGUUUUUUAUUUAGCAGUAGUUAUUAUGAUAUAUCCUAGUAGAUCAUGUUUCAGCCUGAAAUUGGGACAUUAUGUUGUUUUGUCACACUUGUCUGUCCAUCCAUUUGCCAACCACAUUUGCUUGUUGACGCCCUACAGGCUGAAGUUAUCAUUAUACACAGUGUUUGUGCUAGAAUGCUUUUGAUUUUUACAACUGAAAUUAUGUUUGAUUACCUGCAGAGAAUAAAAAAGUGGAAAUCUUUAUGGAAUGCUUGGACACUUAGCUGCUUUGUGUAUGUUUUGUGGCCUGUUGAUCAAUAUUUUUGAGAAAACACAUUCAUUCUCAAAGAAUAAUGAAUUUGCUAAUUGUUAUAUACACAAUAAUGUGAUGAACAAUAAUUUUUAUAUGUUGUCUUUCUUUUUAUAAAAAUAUAAUAAUAAAACUAAAAUUGAUAAUUAGUUAUUAUUAUCUGCUUACAUGUGCCUUCCAUUUGCGAUAACCACCAAUUUAACAAAAAUGCUGACAAAGGCUAGCUAGUUCAUGUAAGUGCCCUUUUAGUAAAUCAUAAGUGACAGUUACCUUACAUAAUUUUAUGACAAGAUAUUGUGUACAUAAAUAAAUAUAACUGGAUAAAUCAUACAAAUAAGUAGUUCUCCAUCCAGCCUGUUAAUUUUUGGUGAAUUUGUAAAAGGUGACAGGUAUUUGUGCAACCUGGAUCGAAUUUGUCAGAGGCAGGCUUGAACCAUUUUUUUAGUGUUUUAUUACUAAAAAGUACAGCACUGAUGCAGUCAUGGGUAGUUUAGUCCUAAUUCAUGAAUAGGCCUACUUAAAUCUAAGUUGUUUAAGAAUUAAUUAUGAAAUUAUAUUCAUAUUUUUAAAACAUGUAUAAUAUUUUAUAAAUUUUAACUAUAUAUGUAUUUAAAAUCUGUAUCUAAAUAGAGAAAAUUUGUAAUACAGAAUCUUUAUAUUUAUAGAUUUUAUCUUGAAAAAUUAUAUUUAUAAAUUUUGUUGUGAAAAUGUAUAUUUAUCAAUUUUGUCUUGAAGAUUAUAUUUAUCAAUUUUGUCUUGAAAAAUUAUAUUGAAAAUUAUAUUUAUCGUCUUGAAAUUUACACAUUUUGAAUGAUUGGGUCAGUAACUUAUAUUAGAAAGCCAAUACAGACCCAGUAAUAUUUACAUUUGGGGUUGACUUAUAAAUCUCAAAAACAAAUGUCCUGCUUGUUUUAUUGGACUUUUGUAGAAACCUAACCUAAUACAACAUACCAAGAAAAAUAAAGGUGCUAACAUUUUACAUGCCUUGCCAAUAAAAUAUUAUAGUUAUUUUAUAUAUCAUAAGGUCUGUCAUUGAGUCAACUGGCAUGGUUUCGAUUUCCAGGUUGUACAUGACAAGGAGUAGGGUCGUCUAUCCAACCAUGUGGGUGUUCUCCGGUUUCCUCCCACUGCUAAAGACCCCUACGCGAAAAUGAAUUGUUAAAAUAAAAUUGAACCAUAUGUUAGUCCAGAAAUGACCUAGUUUGUGUCAAGUGGACAUUAAACCCCAUCUCUCUGAUGUGACGAGUGAUAACGGACAUACGGGCGAAUUUCUGCUAACUAAUAAUUCCCUGAAGACCAAAAGUUGUUGUGUGAGACUGUGAGAGGAUAUCUGACAAUUCUUAAAAAGAAUUGACUGCCACUAGAUAAAUGAACACCAAAGAAAAACAUAAAAAGUCUGUGCAUUAGAAAUUAGCCCGUAUAUCCGUUAUCACUCGUCACAUUAGUCAGUUAUAUAGAGAGAUGACUCGUGUUUUCCUUUGGCGUUGGUCACUUCCGAUUCGGGAAACCUGUAUUACUCAGCUAUCGUAGCAAUGAUCUCUGAGUUAAAACUAUAUUUGGAAUGUGUUUAACCAGCUCUAUAACAUAUGUGAUAAUGACUGGCACCAAUAUUGUCCUUUAAGUAAUAUGUUUAUAGGUAUGAUCUUAUAAUAAAUGAUUAUGAUUUGGAUUCCAAGGAAUGGAUUUGCCAAAUAUAUGUCUAGUAAAAUAACAUUAGUUUUAUAGAUUGUUUACUAAUAUACUUUUAUUAUUAUUAUUAUUAUUAUUAUUCUAGAAGCCUUUCUCUAACCACACCAGGACCGUCUUAAUACAUGGGCCCCAUGCUAAUCUACAUGUAUGUAUGUUGUAACAGCAUACAAUACAGUAUGUUUUCGAUGUUUAAACACUCAUUUUGUUGCAAGUACCAAUACAAUAAAUAUACGAUUCAUUUAAUCAAACAUUAACAUUUUAUUCCCGCGAGUGGGUUGUUUAGGUAGGGGCCCAUAUAAUGCUGUUUAGACGGCCCUCAUGCACACACUACUAUUUAUUCGAGAUAGAAUCUCUCAUGGUCUGGGAAUAUUGAAUACUCUUUGUUAUCUUUUGUUUAUUUAUGAAAGCAUGUAUAAUAUUUCUUGAAGAUUUUAAACGCUCAGUAAGCCUUUAUCAUAACUGGGAGUAUAACAUUCCAGAAAUAAAACAUUAUUUUAUUGUUUAUAAUGACUUAUAAUAAAGCCCAAAAAAUCUA